ACCUGCUCUUUAUUGUCCUGUAUAAAUGCAGAGGAUAAAUCCCCCGGUGUUUUGCUCCACUGCAGAUAUGGGAGAUACAAAUCAAAGAGAAGCAUGACUGGGCACGGAAUAACCAUUGUAUUUCAAGUAAUAGGCCUUUUAACAGCUCUUCGGACUACAUCUGGAAAGAGGUUCACGGUUGUUUCUACUGGGUCACCAGUACCUGCCACCCUGGGCAACGAUUCAUAUCUGUGCUGUCGCCUGGAACCUGAAAUCAGUGCUGAGAAUAUGACAAUCAAAUUCCAUGUGGGUGAUUAUAAUAUUUGUUUAUAUAAGAAUGGAAAGGAAGAUCUCAGUAAUCAGAAUGAGACGUAUAAGGACAGGGUCGAGUUACUGACAGAGAACAUCACUGUAGGACAAGUCACUCUAUGGAUAAAGAAUAUUCAGCAGUCAGACACAGGGAACUACACCUGCACAUUUGUUUCUGAUGAUUUUUCCAGCAUCGCAACAAUGGAACUACAUGUAAAUAAGAGAUUUGAAGUUAAAGCCACUGAGAAAACAGUUAUUGCCACCAAUGGUGGUGCUGCAGAUCUGGGGUGUCACCUGGACCCUGAAAACAGUGCUGAACUCAUGACAAUCAAGUUUCAUCGGGGAGACCCAAAAUCCUAUGUGUAUGUGUAUAAUAAGAAUCCAGCAGACUCUGGUACUCAGAAUGAGACGUAUAAGGACAGGACAGAGUUACUAACAGAGAACAUCACACGAGGACAAGUCGUUGUGAGAAUAAAGAAUGUUCAGUUGUCAGAUACAGGGAACUACACCUGCAUAUUUUAUUCUAAGGAUCACUACAGCAAAACAACGGUGGAACUAAAGGUCACUGAGAGAUUUGAAGUUAAAGCCACUGAGAAAACAGUUAUUGCCACCAAUGGUGGUGCUGCAGAUCUGGGGUGUCACCUGGACCCUGAAAACAGUGCUGAACUCAUGACAAUCAAGUUUCAUCGGGGAGACCCAAAAUCCUAUGUGUAUGUGUAUAAUAAGAAUCCAGCAGACUCUGGUACUGAGAAUGAGACGUAUAAGGACAGGACAGAGUUACUAACAGAGAACAUCACACGAGGACAAGUCGUUGUGAGAAUAAAGAAUGUUCAGUUGUCAGAUACAGGGAACUACACCUGCAUAUUUUAUUCUAAGGAUCACUACAGCAGCACAACAGUGGAACUAAAGGUCACUGCUCCAGGUGGCACCAUGAUAACCGUUAUGAUUAUAAUCGCUGGUCUGCUAUUUCUGGGUAUUAUGUUCCUGGUCAUUGCUUGCAAAACAUUUAAAAAAGGUCUAGUAAGAAAUAGAAGAGAAGCAGUUCCUGUACAAGAAAUACCUCUGAACUCAAUGUCAACUCCAGUGAAUAACAACUCAGAUCCAGGGGAAAAUGAUGCUUUAAAGGACAACUAAUAAAAUGCUCCCUAGUGGAGAAUGUAUCAUUAUAUAAUAAAUAAAGUACCCCCUCUUGUAAAAUAUAAGGAUAUUAUGUUACCAAGGAGUUCCAUGAUCAUACAAAAACACGAGGCCGAAGGA
This is a messenger RNA of Xenopus laevis (African clawed frog), 1545 nucleotides long. RefSeq names its product V-set domain containing T-cell activation inhibitor 1-like. The record is from RefSeq and is a predicted model, not a curated record. Lineage: Eukaryota; Metazoa; Chordata; Amphibia; Anura; Pipidae. Bases 94 to 1422 code for a protein of 442 amino acids. The transcript has 9 exons.